AUGUCAUUCGGUCGACUCCUGCGUCGCGCCUCCUCCAAGGCCUCCGACCUCUUGACCUUUAACGCGGGGUCGGCAGGAUCGCGGGGUAACCUGGAUGGCGAGAUCAUCUUCUCCAAAAACAAUGUGUGUGUACAUCCUGCGGAGCCCCUCCCCGGACUGCCUGAGCAUCACCCAGGUUACCUGUGUGUGCACGUGGAAAAGGACGAGACGUUGGGUACCACCCUCAUCCUCACCUGGGUGCCCAACUCCCGCAUUCAGAGACAGGACGAAGAGGCUCUUCGCUACAUCACGCCCGAGAGCUCGCCAGUGCGUAGGAACCCACGUCGCCGACCCCGCAGGGCCCACUCCCGCCCCGCCCCAGCCCCAGAGGAAGAGGAAGAGGAGAGCCUGAGCGUGGAGCAGCAGGUGGAAGAAGGGGACGAAGGUUCCUGUGAACUUUCGGCCGAUGAAGUGAGCAGGGAUAGCACUUUGGGCUCCGAUUCGGACACAUUCUCCUCUCCUUUCUGCCUGUCUCCUGUCAGCGAAGCACUCGGAGAAAGCACCAGUUCUGUCUUCUUAGACAACGAGAGCAGAGAAAUGUGCGAUGAAUCCAUGACCCAGUCCGCAAGUUCAGCCUCCAGUUUAGACAGCCAUGCUCCCUCAGAGAACAGCCAAUCACAGGGCUUGCGAUGGGAGGAGCAGCAGAAGGUGUUGGCGUUGGAGCAGCUGUGUGGUGUUUUCAGAGUGGACCUGGGCCACAUGAGGUCACUGCGCCUCUUCUUCAGUGAUGAGGCAUGUACCAGUGGUCAGCUGGUCAUUGCCAGCAGGGAGAGCCAGUAUAAAAUAUUACAUUUCCACCACGGAGGACUGGAUAAACUCGCUGAAGUCUUUCAGCAGUGGAAAUGCUGCCAGGAAACUCAGCUCAAAGACCAAGUGGCUGAUGAGAAGUCCUGUAUGCAGUUCUCUAUUCGCAGACCUACACUUCCCUCUGCAGAGACACACCCAGAAGAACGGCUAUACCGGCGGUUGGAUGUCAGCACCUGGCUCCGACACCUGAACCAGAAUGGCCAGGUGGAGGAGGAGUACAAACUCCGCAAAGCAAUCUUCUUUGGGGGAAUCGAUCCGUCCAUCCGUGGGGAGGUGUGGCCAUUCCUGCUGCAUUACUACAGUUAUGAUUCAACCUCAGAGGAGAGGGAGGCCUGGAGGCUGCAGAAACGCAGCGAGUAUCAGGAGAUCCAGCAAAGGAGGUUGUCAAUGAGCCCGGAGGAGCACAGUGAGUUCUGGAGGAAAGUUCAGUUCACUGUGGACAAAGACGUGGUGAGGACAGACCGGAGCAACCACUUUUUCAGAGGAGAAAACAACCCCAAUGUGGAGAUAAUGAGACGUAUCCUGCUGAACUAUGCAGUGUUUAACCCUGAGAUGGGCUACUGUCAGGGCAUGUCAGAUCUUGUAGCACCACUCCUCACUGAGAUUCAGGAUGAGAGUGACACGUUCUGGUGCUUUGUUGGUCUGAUGGAAAAUACCAUCUUCAUCAGCUCCCCCCGAGAUGAAGACAUGGAGAGACAACUGAUGUACCUGCGGGAGCUGCUGCGUUUGAUGUUGCCACGGUUCCACCAGCAUCUGACCCGGCUCGGGGAGGACGGCCUGCAGCUGUUAUUCUGUCAUCGCUGGGUUCUACUCUGUUUCAAACGCGAGUUCCCCGAUGCUGAAGCUUUACGCAUGUGGGAAGCCUGCUGGGCACACUACCAGACGGACUACUUCCACCUAUUCCUGUGUGUUGCCAUCAUUGUACUCUAUGGGGAUGAUGUCACAGAGCAGCAGCUGGCCACUGACCAGAUGCUGCUACAUUUCAGUAACCUCUCCAUGCACAUGAAUGGAGAACUGGUGCUACGAAAGGCACGCAGUCUGCUGUAUCAAUUUCGUCUCCUUCCCAGGAUCCCUUGCAGCCUGCAUGAUCUGUGUAAGCUGUGUGGUCCAGGCAUGUGGGACAGUCGCUACAUCCCCACCGUGGAAUGUUCCGGAGAGCACCCAGAUUCCCAGAGUUGCCCCUAUGGAGGCUCCGCCACCCCACAACCCCCUCCCUCUCCAAAUCCUACCCAGCCCCCCGAAGGCAAGAGAGGUUCCAAGACCAAGGACAUUUUCACCUUCCGCAAACAAUCCUGA
Molecule: messenger RNA, 2142 nt
Organism: Chanos chanos (milkfish)
Lineage: Eukaryota; Metazoa; Chordata; Actinopteri; Gonorynchiformes; Chanidae
Gene: tbc1d16
Product: TBC1 domain family, member 16
Exons: 11
Coding region: 1-2142 (713 amino acids)
Biological process (GO): activation of GTPase activity
Cellular component (GO): early endosome
Molecular function (GO): GTPase activator activity
Source: RefSeq, a predicted model, not a curated record